AUGGCGACCCAGGCCCGCACCAUCCUCUGCAGCCAUCGAGAGCUGAUCGCCGCCCCUCCGAGCCUCGCCUGGAAGAUGCUCCUCGAGAAGAUCCGCCGGCCUGACAAGUACGUGCCGGGCGUGACCAGCGUGGAGGUCGUGAAGGAGCUGGGUGGUCACUCGAUUGAGCGCAAGAUGACGGCGGGGGGCAAGGUGAUCCACGAGAUCAUCGGCGCAAAUGAGACCGCCAUGACCGUCGUCUUUCGCAUGCACCAGUCCCAUCCGAUUCUCAGUGGCUUCGUCACAAAUACAGUCUUGCCCCAUGAGGCGGAAGUUGGUGGUGGAGCUUUGGAAGGAGACCAGGAGCCCUCCACCUGCUUACUGGACUACACCAUGUGCUUCGAAGCGAAGCCCGACGCCCCCGAGGAAGCGGUGAAGCAGAUGCAGGAGAUGCUGCCCAAAAGCUGCGUCAACGCGGUGGUUCACGCCAAGGAGUUGAUGGAGAAAGCUGCCGCCGAGUGA
Molecule: messenger RNA, 501 nt
Organism: Symbiodinium natans
Lineage: Eukaryota; Dinophyceae; Suessiales; Symbiodiniaceae
Source: the annotation of a GenBank genome assembly